Alnus glutinosa is the source of this 2076-nucleotide messenger RNA. Its product is annotated as probable serine/threonine-protein kinase PBL19. Gene Ontology annotation, molecular function: protein kinase activity; ATP binding. The coding region runs from base 500 to 1660 and encodes 386 amino acids. The record is from RefSeq and is a predicted model, not a curated record. Gene Ontology annotation, biological process: protein phosphorylation. NCBI's taxonomy places the organism in Eukaryota, Viridiplantae, Streptophyta, Magnoliopsida, Fagales, Betulaceae. The transcript is spliced from 4 exons.
UUAAAUGGGAAUAUGGGUGUUAUAGUUUCCAUAUCUUAACCAUCACGGCUAAUUACAUUUCUAGACGAAUGUUGUCCUAGUUGCGUUUGUCUAUUUCAUAUCUUUCAACCCUUAUCUGGGUUUGUGUCUAUUCACACCUCUAUUGAAACUAUCAUGUAGAAUUUCCUUCUGUUGUUUCAUUUUCCUUUAUAAAUAGCUUCUUCUUUUUUUCCUUCGUUUUGCAUCUGGGUUUUCAUUUGUGUUUUGUUUCAUCAUUUUUUGCCCUCCAAGGGUCUAAUUGUUGCUUUCUGCUAGUUUCCCUUGGUUUCUUGGGGUUUCCUUUAUCUUAUCUGUCUCCCCUUCCAUUUUUAGCUCUCUCUCUCUCUCCCCAUGAAAUAGUCCUCUUUGUUGGAUCUUUUGAUGCUGACACCAUUCAUUUUAAGCUGAACAAAGAGGAGGAUUUGAUUGAGAACCAGCACUAUUGCUGCAACGGUUUGAAUUUUGUCAAAAGCUUGGAAAGAUGAGGUGUUUCUUCCCCUUCAAGGAUAAAUGCAAGGCCAAGAGAGGAUCAAGAUCGGCCCCAGAGCUGCAAAACCAAAGUAAAUCAGAUAGUUCGGCUGUAAGUCGCACAACCAAGUCAUUGAGUUCAUUACCAUCGCCACGGACCAUUCCGGAAUUGUACAAAGAAAAGGAGCAAAAUUUGAGAGUUUUCACUUACGAAGAGCUGAGGGAAGCAACAAAUGGUUUCAACAGGUUGCUAAAGAUUGGAGAAGGUGGUUUUGGGAGUGUCUAUAAAGGUAAAAUUAGGCCUCCAGAUGGUCGGGGUGAUCCAACUGUGGUUGCCAUAAAAAAGCUAAACACGAAAGGCAUGCAGGGUCAUAAAGAAUGGCUGGCAGAAGUUCAAUUUCUUGGUGUUGUGAGUCACCCAAACUUAGUGAAACUUCUAGGAUACUGUUCCAGUGAUGGAGAAAGAGGGAUACAGCGGUUGUUGGUAUAUGAGUUCAUGCCUAAUAGGAGUCUAGAAGAUCAUCUGUUCAACAGGGCAUUGCCCACUCUGCCUUGGAAAACAAGAUUAGAGGUUCUCCUUGGUUCGGCUCAAGGAUUGGCUUACCUACAUGGGGAACUGGAAGUGCAGGUGAUCUAUCGAGAUUUCAAGUCCUCAAAUGUGCUCUUGGAUGAGGACUUUAAGGCAAAGCUGUCAGACUUUGGGCUUGCUAGGGAAGGCCCACAGGGUGAUCGUACCCAUGUAUCGACUGCGGUGGUUGGGACGUAUGGAUAUGCUGCCCCGGAAUAUGUUGAAACCGGCCACCUUACAAUCCAGAGCGAUAUAUGGAGUUUUGGUGUUGUGCUGUAUGAGAUCCUCUCAGGCAGACGAGUAUUGGAAAGAAACCGUCCGACAAUGGAGCAGAAGCUUCUAGAAUGGGUGAAACAGUUCCCAAUUGACAGUAGUAGAUUCAGCAUGAUAAUAGACCCAAGACUCAGAAACCAGUAUUCUCUUGCUGCAGCUCGGAAAAUUGCUAAACUGGCAGAUCGCUGCCUAAACAAGAACGCGAAGGAUCGACCUACGAUGAGUCAGGUAGCGGAGAGCUUGAAGGAAGCAAUACAAGUGUCAGAAACCACUUCUGGCAAUAGGAGUUCUGAGCCAUCUGGUUCUAAAAUUUCCAAGCGGAGAUCCAAAUAGGAUUAUAAAGAGAAGUUUGUGAUCUUAAGAGUGCCAAAGAAUACACAAUUUUUUAUUACUGCAUUAAUCUCUUGAACUUACAGCAAGUUUAAUUGCUCGGAUAGUAAGCAUAUAUACUAGGUACACCCUCUUUUUUCUCUUUUCAGGUUCCAGAAUGUAUGUAGAUUUCUAUAAAUCUGGAAUAAUUUGAUUGAUUCAACUUAGGAAAGUCCAGGUCUUGGCUUAAUCAGCUAUACAUUUUGCCCUCCUGUUUCAAAGUUCAUGUGUUCAUGAAAGGAGGUGUAUGGGUUGGUGUGUGGAAUGCUUGUAUAUAUCUCUUGACUGAAUUGUGUUAUAAAUCCUAUUGAGUUAUAAUGCAGCACAAAUUUCCAUUUUAUAAUUUAAAUUGGAGAAAUAAAAAGAUUUAUUCUUAUCCA